Molecule: messenger RNA, 1747 nt
Organism: Chilo suppressalis (striped riceborer)
Lineage: Eukaryota; Metazoa; Arthropoda; Insecta; Lepidoptera; Crambidae
Source: the annotation of a GenBank genome assembly
CUUUAAUCACAAUAAAAAUACUUUCGGCAUCAUAUAUUUAAUAAGGGUUUGAAAAAUGACUUGAGUGUGAAAGAAAUAUUUACUUCUUGCUUGUUUAGUUUAGAGGAAAAUUAUUUUUGCAAAAUGUUUGGAAUUGAAAGUUUACCAUUGGAAACGUUGGUAGAAAUACUAAAGAAAACCGAUGGAAUCACUGUCGGGAGAUGUCGUAGGGUGUGCAAAGCUUGGAAGGAAUGCAUUGACGGCACCGAUUUGUUGUGGUUUGAAAUUUGCCAAAAGGAGUUCAAGUACUCCUCAAAAAUAGCUAAGAAAAAGUCUGGUAGCGAACGCAGCUGGUACCACAUUUAUAGGAACUUAAAAUUGUGGGAGAACAUUACGAAUUACGAACGUAACAUACGUGAGUUUUACAAGUUUUCUUUGCAUGACAAAAAUCAUGCCUUAGAAAUAGAUCACAACAUUCUGCCUUUGAAAGAUCAAAGGGGAAUCGUCUUAUAUGAUAUGCAGACUCUAAAAUAUAUUCCUGUGGCAAUGCCAGAAAAGAAUUGUCUAAAAAUUGCAAAUAAAGAUAAUGUUACUGUAAUUUUACUCAAACCAGGCAUACUUAUUCAAAGAACUGUUGAUAAUCCAACUCAUAUGUCUGAAGCUUUCUUCAAAGCUGACGACUUUGUAUUGACCAGUGAUCUACUUUACUUUUAUAACAAUAGACAAGUAUUUAAAUGUGAAUUGUUAACACAAAAUUUAUCACCUAAUCUAAUAAUUGAUUGCGAGUAUGAUAUUAAAACUAUACAAGUCGACCAUAAAACAUUACAUAUAUAUACAGAUUGUGGAAAAAUUGUCAAUGUAAAACGAGACGGGAUCACUGAAGUGAAACCUAUCAAUUGUCCUGUUGAAUGGAUCAGGCAAAUAAAGCACAUAUGUCCAAUAAACGACAGAAACUUUGUGUGCUAUUCAAGAAAUUUGUUCAAAAUUGAAACAGAUCAAUAUCAACAUUUGUAUUUGGAUUUCCCUCCGAUAACUGCAUUGUUUUUCUACGCUGACACAGUAUUGAUUGGAACAAGAGCAGGGGAGAUUUUGCUGUACCGUUUGUCGAGUCAGAAAAGAGCGACGAAACCUAUAUUUGAAAAGAUGGCUACUUUACCAGAAGGGAAGUUUGCUGUCCAACUGGAUAUAUGUGAGAGAAAAUCAGGUCCAGUGAUUGUUGCUUCAACAUUUUUUGAGAUAUACCUGGUGGAGAUUGACUUUUUUCCUCAGGAAAAAGAAGUGAAACCAUCGUUUCCUAUGCCCAAGCUUAUGAUGUACAAGAGGCUCUUGAGGCUCCGCGACAGGUUAAAAAUGAACUGAAAAUUCUCAGUAUUAGGCCACACAUGGGACGGAUGGGGUUGUCAAUCUACAAAAAUGCAAAAGCCUAUUUAAACGCGGAUAUUAUCAUUAAUUUGUUCAACGCCUUGCAGGCGUAGCAUGUGGUUAUUUCAAAGUAUUAACUAUAGCAAUAGCAACAACUAAGUAUUCUCGCAAUCAAAACAACACAUAAACACUCAAGACGCACGACGGAAAAAGGCCAAUUGAAAGAAAACGCACGAUGGAAAAAGACCAAAAAUGUGUUCUCUUAAAACGGGCAGAUGGCAAACAUAAUCACGGACCAAGAUGGAAUUUUUCCGCCAACUCAGUUUCAGCCUGCCGGCCUAUUCCCUAACUUUUUUGACAUUUACAGUGAAAACUGCCAAUUGAAAACGAAAAAAUUGCAAAUCCA